Molecule: messenger RNA, 3024 nt
Organism: Oncorhynchus tshawytscha (Chinook salmon)
Lineage: Eukaryota; Metazoa; Chordata; Actinopteri; Salmoniformes; Salmonidae
Product: transmembrane protein 121-like
Exons: 1
Coding region: 1627-2655 (342 amino acids)
Source: RefSeq, a predicted model, not a curated record
AUCUCUCUUUCCCUCGCUCUCUCUCUCGUCCUGCAGCUGUGGCUUUCUGAGCAUGCCUCUUCGCAAUCCAACGGCUGAGCGCACACGAGUGGGGGAAGGAAGAGAGGCAAGAGAGGAGGGGCGAAAAGAGAUUCCAGCAGACCUAGUUUGGGAAGGCACAGACAAACAGAACCUCGAGUAGGAGCAAGGAGGGCAAAUAUUUAGAUAUUUUCACAUUAGAGGACAUUUGAUACAGGGAGAGUUGACAAUGCUGUGGCAAUGUGAUGGCCAUUCGCAACUCCUUUUCGGAGGGGGAAAGAAGAUGACAAAGGAGGGAAAAGGGCUUUUCGUUGAUGGCCGUGUGUGUGUCUCAAUGGGCAGUAGGGCACGUCCGGCAUUCGAGGGUUGACCGCACUCCGGUGGACAUUCUAGGACACUCACCUAGAACAGAUAGUUGAUCAAAGAGACACAUUAUUUUUAUCGUUCCGCAUGAAGAGCUUUCGGUUGUCAAGGGGAGAGAGCAUCUUUGAAGUGAGAGCACUUGUUAUUGAAAAGGACAAGAGGCUUGUUGUUUUUCAGGGAUUCAACUUGAAAGAUAAACUUUUAUCAGUCCUUUCUUUUUGAGGUUGCACACACAGGUCCCUGUUCCCGUUUGUGACUCAAAAGGGGGAGUUCGGGGGAGGAUUUUGUGUGUCAGCGGAAAGACACCAUUGGAAUCGCAGUUGUUCAUUUCCUUUUGUCAACACAAUAUAUUGGGAAUAUCACAGUGUUGGGAACGUGUGAGGAUUACAAUGGAGACGAAACCUAUCAUUUGUGGCAGUGGACAUUCAAUACUCAAAUAAUGAACCAAAUCCAUCAUGUUUUUUCACUCCGUGCCACUGUAUGGAAUUAGUGCUGGAGUUCCCAAUUCCACAUUGGCAUCCAACCGGAAAUGUAACGCUGCGAAUCCUUAUGAUUGAUUGUGACUGGAGAUGUAAGUGUAAGUGCAUUGCUGAAACCAGUGGCGCUUUUUCUUACUGCUCGGGAAGAGCUUUUUAUGCGGCAGCUUAUCUACAAUGUCCAACAUCUAAAAUGAUAUCAACCACUGACAGAAUUACACGAACAUUAAAGUAAGAGCAAUUAAAGUAGAGCAAUUCCCAGUUACUGCAAAUACUAAAGGACUACAAAUCAAUGACGUGGAGGUAUUGUGUUUAGAGUGUAGAGUUUUAGAGUUAGGGCAAAAACUAUUGGCAGUAAGGAUUUUUUUUAAUUACAGUCCCUAGGCAGCAAUGCGGUUUCAAAGUUACUCAGCUUGACUGUUUCCCUGCUUGCUAAGUACUGAAUAGAGGUUGAAGGACAACUAUUCAUGUUUACGAGGGUAUUUUGGGGGAACUGAUGGCAGGUCAUGCAAGUGGACCUGACUUUGUACUCAUCUGAUAGGACUAAAACUAUCUGAACCAACUGGUGGUAUAUACCUGAUUCAACCAACAGGACUAAAAUGAACUGAUGAACAGAGACAGUUACCACACGUUUAUUAUAAUACACAAUCCUCUUUGAACCCAGGUUUUUGCUUUGACCCACAAUCUUCAUUUAUUUGAUAUUUUAUUACAUUGGUUUCACUUCUUUCUUGGACCUAUUUUUCUCUUUGACAUUCGCAACUUGGCCAGUAUGGUGCCACCACCGCCCACCAACAAGCCUCAUGUGUGCUUGUCGGCCAUCUUGAUCAUGGGUAGCAUGGCGCUGAUGGACGCCUACCUGGUGGAGCAGAACCAGGGGCCCAGGAAGAUUGGUGUGUGCAUCAUGGUCCUUGUGGGGGACAUCUGCUUCCUCCUCGUCCUACGCUACGUGGCUGUGUGGGUGGGUUCCGAGGUGCGGACCUCCAAGCGUGGCUACACCAUGAUCCUAUGGUUCUUCUAUGUCUUCGUCCUGGAGAUCAAGGUCUACUUUGUCUACCAGAACUACAAGGCCGAGGACGGGAAGAGGGCAAGUUUGGACGGUUGGACUGGCGGCGGCGUGGACGGGGUGGCACGGAAGGCGCUGACAUUGCUUCUGUCCAUCUGCGUGCCCGUCGUCUACAUCACGUUGGUGGCCAUCGACCACAUGGAGUACGUGCGGCCGCAGAAGAAGAAGGAGGAGAUCCGGUGUCGACUCUUCUGGGUGGUGGUGGACUUGCUCGACGUCCUGGACGUGCAGGCCAACCUAUGGGAGCCUCAGAGGAGAGGGCUCCCCCUAUGGGUGGAGGGACUCAUGUUCUUCUACUGCUACAUCCUGCUGCUGGUGUUGCCGUGCGUGUCGCUGAGCGAGAUCAGCAUGCAAGGGGUGAACAUUGUGCCCCAUAAGAUGAUGCUCUACCCGAUUCUCAGCCUGGUGACUAUUAACAUUAUCACUCUCUUCAUUCGAGGCGGGAACAUGGUUUUCUAUAGGGACUCCAGGGUGUCUGGGAUACUGAUGGGUAAAAAUGUGAUCGCCAUUGUUCUUAAGACGUGCAGUUUCGUCCAGUAUCGGAGGCAUCUCGGUGAGGUCCCGUCUCCCGCUCUUGGGGUAGAGAUGCAGAAGAAUUGCGUUGUCCACGGCCCGAAAGUGACUAUGCCUGUGCCCAUGCCGAUGCCCAUGCCACCCCAAGUAGUGAUUCAAGACUUCACAAAGUUUCCUGAAGAGAUGGUGUGUGUGAGUGACACAGAGGUUGAGCAAACGUGACACAGGUCUUGGUGAGAAAGUGAUAAAUAUACAUAACAUAUUAUAAGCUUUAUUAUAGGACAUUAUAAAAGACUAAUUCAUGCGUAUAACAAGGGCUUCAGUAAAGUGUUACCAGAACAGUUGACACAAGGAAGCACUGUGUACGGUCACAACAAGGUGUUGCACCAUUUCCUAGGACAAGGGAGAAAAUGACUAUAGGGAGAAGUGAAUGUGUCCCCCCAAUGAUGAUGAUCUAAUGGAGAAAAAAAAAAAUAUAUGAAAGGAUCUUCUUAAGUAUUGGACCCUUUUAUUAAAUGUUUGCCUAAAAUGACAUACCGAAAUCUAACUGCCUGUAGCUCAGGACCUGAAGCAAGGAUAUGCAUAUUAUUG